Diospyros lotus (date-plum) is the source of this 1962-nucleotide messenger RNA. Its product is annotated as ethylene-responsive transcription factor ERF118-like. NCBI's taxonomy places the organism in Eukaryota, Viridiplantae, Streptophyta, Magnoliopsida, Ericales, Ebenaceae. The record is from RefSeq and is a predicted model, not a curated record. The transcript has 2 exons. Gene Ontology annotation, biological process: regulation of DNA-templated transcription. Gene Ontology annotation, molecular function: DNA-binding transcription factor activity; DNA binding. Bases 685 to 1611 code for a protein of 308 amino acids.
GCAGUUGGCUGAAACCUUUUCUUUCUCCCUCCCUAUAUACCCAAACCCCCAGUAGCAUGAAGUCGAUAUCACUGCUCUGCGUGCGGAGUCGGAAAUAGCUAGGAACCAGUCUUUGUCAUCUUCUUCCGAGAGGAAUAGCAGCCAUAGAUUCCUAAUCCUCCUCACCCUUUACUCUGCAGUUGAGGGGUUUCAUUUUUCCUGAAUUCUUCACAUAUAUAUAUAUAUAUUAUCUAGCUUUUAUUUCCCUCUUUUCUCUUGUCGCCCAGUAACUGCUCCUACUGGAGGGUUUUGAGAAGGAGAAAAAGAUUUAUGUCGGCAGGGUCUGAAUCGCCUGUGAUUGGGGCUCCGUUGAAGCUCUGGAUUUCUGUUCUCUUUGCUCUCUGCUGCUGUCUUCACCAGCAGAGAACCAGCCUGCGUUUCCCAACAGUUUCGAUGCGUUUGAGGCCCAAAAGGACCUGUUCUGGAGCACGAGUCGAGUGUUUUGGGGGUUUUCACAUAAAGCGAUUUUUCUAUCUCUUCUUGUUCUUGAGAGGGCCUCUCACUUGAUACUGCUCUGUUCUCGAUAUUGAUUACCUUGUCCUUCCUUUUCCUCUUCGAUUUUCUUUUCUUUUUUCUUUUCUUCGCUUCCAAACAAGAUUUUCCGAGUAUUGUUUUGAGGGGCUUCGGGGUGUCAACGGCGAAGAAAUGCCCGAGCUUCGUGUACAUCCACCAUCAAAUCACGAUCAGUUCUGCGAAAAACCAAAGCACAAACCAUUUUCUUCUGAAGAGAACACUAGAAUGGUGAAGAAAAUCCGCGUGAUUUGUUACGAUCCAGAUGCUACGGACUCGUCAGAAGACGAGAAAACUGAGAAACCGUACGGACCGAAACGUAUUAUCCGAGAGAUUAUCCUUGAUAACGGUUCUCUCAAUCAACCCAAACCUAUGGAAGCCCCCAAAAAGAAGAGGGUUAAAACCCUGAAUCUGAAUAGGCGGAGGCCAACUGGGUCAAAAUUCAGGGGCGUUCGGCAGCGAAAAUGGGGCAAAUGGGCUGCUGAGAUUCGAGACCCUUUCAAAGGUAGGAGGGUCUGGUUGGGCACUUACAACACUGCGGAAGAAGCAGCCCAAGCUUAUGAUUCGAAGAAGCUUGAAUUCGAGGCCAUCGCUGCCGCAACGGAGAAGAGUUGCAGCCACUCUGUUUCGGAGGACUGCGAGAGCUCCUCGACCCGCUCAUCGCCUUCAUCAGUCCUGGAAUUGGAUUCCUCUGCUUCAGCUUCCAUGGUUAAUACGAAAUGCAAUGAAACGGUAGAAGAUAUCGGUGUUCAAACCAAUGGUGCCGAGGAGAAACUGGUCGAUUCAUUGAUAGUGGACGUGCCUUUGGUCACUCCAGUUGAGGCCAAUGAUUCAGAGCCAAUGUUGCGUGAAAUUGGGGAAGGGUUAGACAUGGGGUUGGAGCUCGGUUCACUUUUUAUUGAUGAUUUUGGUAAUAUAGUCGAAGAUUUUGGCGACCUCAGCGAUCUCCAAAUUUGUGGGUUUGAGGAUGAUGGACCCAAUGAUCUUCCAGAUUUCGAUUUUGAGCUUGGCAUCGAGGAUCUGGCUUGGAUGGAUGAACCCCUCAAUAUAGCGUGCCUAUAAGUUUUGCAGGUAGGAGUUAGUACUAGUAGUAUAUUUGUGCCUAUAUAAGCAAGCUACAUCUCCAAGAACACUGAAAUAAGUUCUUGAGAUUGCGUUUUUGUUGCGUGAAAAUUUAUUUCUUCGUUUGUUAUGAGAGUUGUGGUUAAGGAUGAGUGAGCCCCAUUUGAUGUCUGGAGAGAGAGAGAGAGAGAGAGAGAGUCCCCUUGGUUUUCCUGUGCUUAUAGAGCCGUCCAAGGGUGAAUGGAUGAAUUGUUGAUGCAACAUCAAACAGUUUUGUGUUCAUUUCCUGUAUCUUUUGAUGAUAUAUUAAGUCAAUUUCCUAUUGAGUAAUAAGAUGUUGGCUUGCUAGUA